CUGAAAGAGAUGGCUUUUUAAGUUGUGGAUUUUCAGAACGUUUUGUAAUCUCUUUAUCACACUGGAAUUUUUUUUGUUUUGAAGUAAGUCUUGUUUACAAGCUUCAGCCCCUGCACCAUCUUGGUAACUUUUUCCAUUUGAAAUUCCGAUGCCCUCUCACUCCAGGCUGAUAGAAAAGGUUGGCUGCUGAUGGGUGACUGUGACUGGUUGGUGUACAGACACAUUUUACUUUUUUUCUGUUUACCUCAGGCAUUGGAUGAAGUAAUUGAUCACUAAAGAACUACCGUGCUGGUGAGAUGUGUAAGAAAUUAUAAAGAGCUCUGAUGGGCUAUUUGGGUGAUACCCAGUGCAGUGAACUGCAGGAUUUUUGUCCCUGAGUCAUGGAAGACAGAAGAGCUGAGAAGUCAUGUGAACAAGCGUGUGAAUCACUCAAGAGGCAGGACUAUGAAAUGGCCCUCAAGCACUGCACAGAGGCCCUUCUUUCUCUUGGCCAGUACUCCAUGGCUGACUUCAUAGGGCCGUGUUCACUGGAAAUAGAAAGUAUCAAAAUUGAGAGUCUUCUUUACAGAAUUGCCUCAUUUUUGCAACUGAAAAAGUAUGGACAAGCUGAUGAAGAUUGUAGGCAUGUGCUGGGAGAAGGACUGGCCAAGGGAGAUGGUGCUUUUCAGGCAGUGCUUUGCUGCAUGCAACUGAAAGGAAAGCUUCAACUUGUAUCCAACAUUCUUGCCAAGUCACUAACAGGAGAGUCCCUGAAUGGGAUGGUAACAAAAGAUUUAACAAGACUAAAAACACUUCUCACAGAAACAGAGACAGCAACUAGUAACGUCCUCUCUGGAUAUCACGUGGAAGAUUUAGAAGAGGGAUCUUGUAAUGGUUGGCAUUUCCGCCCACCACCUAGGGGAAUCACAAGCAGCGAGGAAUAUACUUUGUGUAAAAGAUUUUUAGAGCAAGGAAUCUGUAGGUAUGGUGCCCAGUGUACUUCAGCACAUUCCCAGGAAGAACUAGCAGAAUGGCAGAAAAGAUAUGCUUCACGGUUGAUAAAAUUGAAACAGCAAAAUGAGAAUAAACAGUUCUCAGGCAGUUACAUGGAAACCUUGAUAGAAAAGUGGAUGAAUUCAUUAUCUCCUGAGAAAGUGCUUAGUGAAUGUGUUGAAGGAGUAAAGGUAGAGCAUAAUCCUGAUCUGACGGUUACUGUCAACACCAAAAAGUCUCACCAGACAUGGACUUUUGCUCUCACCUGUAAGCCUGCAAGAAUGCUGUAUCGUGUAGCAUUGCUUUAUGAUGCUCAUCGUCCUCAUUUUAGUAUCAUUGCAAUAUCUGCCGGAGAUAGUACUACCCAGGUAUCACAAGAAGUCCCAGAAAACUGUCAAGAAUGGAUAGGAGGAAAGAUGGCCCAAAAUGGAUUAGAUCAUUACGUGUAUAAAGUCGGGAUAGCAUUUAACACAGAAAUAUUUGGAACUUUUCGCCAAACCAUAGUUUUCGACUUUGGAUUGGAACCAGUACUCAUGCAAAGAGUAAUGAUUGAUGCAGCUUCUACAGAAGAUCUUGAGUACCUGAUGCACGCAAAACAACAGCUAGUAACCACAGCUAAGCGUUGGGAUUCUUCUUCUAAGACUAUUAUAGAGUUUGAACCUAAUGAAACUACUGAUUUGGAGAAGAGCCUUCUUAUCAGAUACCAAAUUCCUCUCUCUGCUGACCAGCUAUUUACCCAGUCCGUUUUAGACAAGUCAUUGACAAAGACCAACUAUCAGUCACGGUUGCAUGACCUUCUUUAUAUUGAGGAGAUAGCUCAGUAUAAAGAAGUAAGCAAGUUCAAUCUUAAAGUGCAAUUGCAGAUUCUGGCAAGCUUCAUGCUCACUGGAGUUUCUGGAGGUGCAAAGUAUGCUCAGAAUGGACAACUUUUUGGUCGUUUUAAGCUUACUGAAACACUUUCUGAAGAUACUUUGGCAGGACGGCUUGUGAUGACCAAAGUCAAUGCUGUUUAUUUAUUACCAGUCCCUAAAGAGAAGUUAGUACAGACCCAGGGAACCAAAGAGAAGGUUUAUGAAGCUACUAUUGAAGAAAAAACAAAAGAAUAUAUAUUUUUAAGGAUAUCCAGGGAAUGCUGUGAAGAACUUAAUCUUCGGCCUGACUGUGACACACAGGUUGAACUUCAGUUUCAGUUAAAUCGAUUACCCCUCUGUGAAAUGCAUUAUGCGCUAGACAGGAUCAAGGACAAUGGGGUUUUAUUUCCAGACAUCACUAUGACUCCAACCAUACCUUGGAGUCCCAACAGACAGUGGGAUGAACAGUUGGAUCCUCGACUAAAUGCCAAACAGAAAGAAGCUGUUCUAGCCAUUACAACCCCCCUUUCAAUACAGCUGCCUCCUGUUCUCAUCAUCGGACCCUAUGGGACAGGCAAAACCUUCACGCUAGCUCAGGCUGUAAAGCACAUCCUCCAGCAACAGGAGACAAGCAGGCUUCUCAUUUGCACCCAUUCUAAUAGUGCUGCUGAUCUCUACAUAAAGGAUUAUUUACAUCCCUAUGUAGAAGCAGGCAAUCCCCAGGCAAGACCUCUCAGGGUAUAUUUCAGAAAUCGCUGGGUAAAGACUGUUCACCCAGUUGUGCAUCAGUACUGUUUGAUCUCAAGCGCACAUUCCACCUUUCAGAUGCCACAGAAAGAAGAUAUUCUUAAGCACCGAGUGGUUGUUGUUACAUUGAAUACUUCCCAGUACCUCUGUCAGUUGGACCUUGAACCUGGGUUCUUUACGCACAUUCUGUUAGAUGAAGCUGCCCAGGCCAUGGAGUGUGAAACCAUUAUGCCUCUAGCAUUAGCAACUAAAAGCACUCGGGUUGUCUUGGCUGGUGACCACAUGCAGCUCAGUCCUUUUGUUUACAGCGAGUUUGCCAGGGAGAGAAACCUUCAUGUUUCAUUACUUGAUCGACUCUAUGAGCAUUACCCCGCUGAGUUCCCAUGCAGGAUCCUCCUCUGUGAGAACUACCGGUCCCAUGAAGCUAUCAUCAAUUACACCUCUGAGCUCUUCUAUGAGGGCAAACUGAUGGCCAGUGGAAAGCAACCAGCACACAAGGAUUUCUACCCACUCACUUUCUUUACAGCUCGAGGGGAAGAUGUACAAGAAAAAAAUAGCACAGCUUAUUAUAAUAAUGCAGAGGUAUUUGAAGUGGUGGAGCGUGUGGAAGAGUUAAGAAGGAAAUGGCCAGUAGCAUGGGGGAAGUUAGAUGAUGGCAGUAUCGGUGUGGUGACUCCAUAUGCUGAUCAAGUGUUUAGGAUACGUGCUGAACUUCGAAAAAAGAGAUUAUCUGAUGUUAAUGUAGAAAGGGUGCUAAAUGUUCAAGGAAAGCAAUUCAGAGUUUUGUUUCUUAGCACAGUACGAACAAGGCAUACUUGUAAACAUAAACAGACACCAAUUAAAAAGAAAGAACAACUGCUGGAAGAUUCCACAGAGGACUUAGAUUAUGGUUUUUUAUCUAACUACAAACUUCUCAACACUGCCAUCACAAGAGCACAGUCCCUGGUUGCUGUGGUAGGUGAUCCCAUUGCUCUGUGCUCCAUUGGAAGAUGCAGGAAAUUUUGGGAGCGGUUUAUUGCCCUGUGUCAUGAAAAUAAUAGCCUACACGGAAUCACUUUUGAACAGAUCAAAGCUCAACUAGAGGCUUUAGAACUAAAGAAGACAUAUGUGUUGAAUCCACUGGCACCUGAAUUUAUCCCCCGGGCCCUAAGACUGCAGCAUUCAGGAAGUGCCAACAAGCUGCAGCAAUCACCCCCCAAGGGGAAAAGCCUCCAACAUACCCAGAAUGAUCAUUUCCAGAAUGAUGGAAUUGUUCAACCCAAUCCUUCCGUUCUUAUUGGCAAUCCUAUUAGAGCAUAUACUCCUCCACCCCCUCUUGGACCUCAUCCAAAUUUGGGAAAAUCUCCAAGCCCUGUCCAGAGAAUAGAUCCUCACACUGGGACAAGUAUUCUUUAUGUACCUGCUGUCUAUGGAGGGAAUGUAGUUAUGUCGGUGCCUUUACCUGUACCAUGGACAGGAUACCAGGGUAGGUUUGCAGUUGAUCCUCGAAUCAUUACACAUCAGGCAGCUAUGGCCUACAAUAUGAACCUCUUACAGACGCAUGGACGGGGGUCUCCUCUACCUUAUGGCCUUGGGCAUCAUCCCCCUGUCAGCAUAGGGCAGCCACAGAACCCACAUCAGGAGAAGGAUCAGCAUGAGCAACAUCGAAAUGGUAAAAGUGAUACAAAUAAUCCUGGACCUGAAAUUAAUAAGAUUCGAACACCAGAGAAAAAGCUUACAGAAUCAAAACAGAUUGAUUUGGAAUCAAAUCCACAGAACAGAAGUCCUGAAUCACGUCCUGGUGUUGUUUAUCCCAAUACCAAAUUUCAUCGCAAAGAUAAUCUCAACCCAAGACACAUAAACCUUCCCCUUCCUGCUCCCCCUGCACAGUAUGCCAUCCCCGGUCGCCAUUUUCAUCCCCUUCCCCAGUUACCAAGAGCACCGUUUCCAGUUCCGCAGCAGCAUGCCUUGUUAAACCAGCAGCAGAAUAAUUUGCCUGAACAAGCAAACCAAAUGCCACCCCAACCAAAUCAGGUAGUCCAGCAGCAGAAUCCUUUGAAUCAGCUGCCUCCACAGCCGCCUCCUCAGCUUUCUCCUGCCUACCAGGCAGCGCCCAACAAUGCUUUUUUUAAUAAUGCAGUUUCUCAUCGACCACAGUCCCCUCCUGCAGAGGCUGUGGUCCCUGAGCAGCCCCCUCCCAUGCUGCAAGAAGGCCACAGUCCCUUGAGAGCCAUUGCACAGCCUGGCCCCCUUCUUCCUUCACAUCUGAAUAACUUCACUGAUGAGAACCCCCCAGGAUUGCCGAUAGGAGAGGCUUUAGAUCGUAUGCAUGGGAGUGUAGCCCUGGACACAUUACGACAGCAGCAAGUGCGGUUACAGCAGUGGAAUGAGCAUCACGCCUACCUGAGUCAGGGCAGUAUUCCAUACGCACACCAUCAACAGCCUCAUCCUCACCUCCAGCAUCUUCCUCAGCCGCCCAUUGGAUUACAUCAGCCGCCAGUGAAGGCAGACUGGAAGCUGCCCAGCAGUGCUGAAGGUGAAGCAGAAACAACAGAGUCAAGGUUUCAGGACUUACUCAGAGAACUGUCCAAUCGUGAUCAAAGUGAAGCACGGGAACUAGCUGAGAUGCCACCACCUCAAUCAAGACUUUUGCAGUAUAGACAAAUUCAGACUAGGAGCCCACCAGCAGCCCCCUCUCCCCCUUCCAGUACAGACCACAGUAGCCAUUUUUCUAACUUUAACGACAAUAGCAGAGACGUUGAAGUAGCCAACAACCCAGCAUUUCCGCAGCGACUACCACCCCAGAUAUUCAGCUCGCCUUUCUCGUUGCCAUCUGAACACCUUGCCCCUCCUCCCUUGAAAUACCUGGCAUCUGAUGGAGCAUGGACUUUUGCUAACUUACAACAGAAUCACCUGAUGGGGCCAGGUUUUCCCUAUGGCCUACCUCCAUUGCCUCACAGGCCACCACAAAACCCUUUUGUACAAAUACAGAAUCAUCAACACGCUAUUGGUCAAGAGCCAUUUCACUCAUUGUCAUCUCGAACAGUAUCUUCUUCUUCGCUUCCUAGCUUAGAAGAGUAUGAACCCAGAGGACCUGGCCGGCCCUUGUACCAAAGAAGAAUCUCCUCUAGCUCAGUCCAGCCUUGUUCUGAAGAAGGAAGCACUCCUCAAGAUAGCCUUGCUCGGUGUAAAGAGCUUCAGGACCACAAUAACCAAUCCUCAUUCAACUUAUUAUCCCCGGAGUCCUGGGUAAACACCACCUCAUCUACCCCCUAUCAGAACAUUCCGUGCAAUGGAUCCAGCCGGGCAGCCCAGCCCAGAGAAUUGAUAGCUCCUCCCAAGACCAUCAAACCCCCUGAGGAUCAACUGAAGUCUGAAAACCUCGAGGUGUCCAGUUCCUUCAACUAUAAUGUGCUGCAGCAUCUCGGCCAGUUCCCCCCCCUCAUGCCCAACAAGCAGAUUGCAGAGUCGGCUAACAGCAGCGGCCAGCAGACCUCGGGGGGCAGCAAGCCCGCCAUGUCCUACGCUAGCGCUCUGCGGGCGCCCCCCAAGCCCAGGCCCCCGCCUGAGCAGGCCAAGAAGAGUAGCGACCCUCUGUCUCUGUUCCAGGAACUCAGCCUGGGGAGCUCCGCAGGCAGCAACGGCUUUUACUCCUAUUUUAAAUAAUCACUUUGUUUUUGCCUCAAGGGAGAAUGUUUUAAUUUCUGUUUCUAUCAAUAGAAUUAAGAUAGUUGGACUUCAUCUAUAGAUGCACAGUUCCCUUUGUUUUAAUAUUAAAUAUGUUCUCACUUAAUUGCUUCGCUGCUAGACUUGCAACUAAUUUUUUAAAAGUAUAUUCCAUUAUUUUGCAUUUUUGACAUGAGUCAGAAUUUUGACAGCUUUUAUGUAGAAUAAAAAUAUUUUUAAAUUUGUGUAUUGUUACAUAUGUUUGCAUCGAGCUAGCAGCUAAGAGGUUAAUUGUGCAACUAUAAAAAAAAGAGAAAAAAGUUUGUCUAAAAUGUAUUUAAAAAGAAAAAAAAAGUUGUAAGUAGCAUUUACAUUUAUUCAAUAAUAUUACCAUAUGCUGGGUUUCUGUACCAGAAAUGGCCAGUUAUGUACAAAAUGUAUGUUAUUUUUGCUUAAAUUCAUUUAAAAUUUUUUAAAAUAAAGGGCAGCAUCUUAUAAAUACUUUUAAGUUUUAUCAGCUUUUUUUUGGUGACAAGAUGCUGCAUUCUAAAACUUUGAUAGUUUUAGACCACGUGUGGUGUGCUGAUUUCAUCUCCAUCCACUGCAGGAUAGAGUCAGAGGCGUUCUUCGCAGGUGUACCUGUAUGCCACUGUUUUUUGUAACGUGGAAAAACAUGGGCAUACUUAGUUAUUUUUUUGAACAAGCUACACUUCAAGCUUGUUUUUACUGUUAAUUUGAUAGUGUGUUUUUUUUAAACAGAUCAUGAAGCUGAAAAUUUUUAGGAUUGUUGGUGCUUAGUAGACUUGAUAACUAUUUUAAAAAUGCGUGGAUUUAGUAAAAUCUUUUUUUUCCUCACUAUGCAUGUGUAAACGUUUGUAAUCUGGCUCCCCGUCACCCCCUGCCCACUCCAGUGGUAUAAAAAAUUGUGCCGCUUUAAGGUUAUUCCCCCUCCCGUGAAAAUUUUGGUACCUUAUUUAAUGUUUACAUAACAAUGUGACAUUAUACAUGGCAAUUCAAAUAUUUUACUAACUGUUUGGUUUGAGGAACAUCAUUAAAAGAAGAAACAUGUUUGUCAAA
Myotis davidii is the source of this 7292-nucleotide messenger RNA. RefSeq names its product helicase with zinc finger (gene HELZ). Gene Ontology annotation, molecular function: metal ion binding; helicase activity; ATP binding. Gene Ontology annotation, cellular component: P granule; cytosol. The transcript is spliced from 32 exons. Gene Ontology annotation, biological process: regulatory ncRNA-mediated post-transcriptional gene silencing. Lineage: Eukaryota; Metazoa; Chordata; Mammalia; Chiroptera; Vespertilionidae. The record is from RefSeq and is a predicted model, not a curated record. The coding region runs from base 381 to 6215 and encodes 1944 amino acids.